AAUUUGCACUAGACUGAUCGGCAGGUUUUAGACCUGCCAACCUGGUCAGUUUAACUUCGAAGCUCUAAAGAAUUAUUCCAAAUUCCAUAAAUUUAAUGCAAUUCGGACAAUGGAAGUUUAUACUAAGGAUCUAGUCAUCAGAAUAGGAAGGGUUAACCGUAAACAAAUGACUUCUGACCCCGACGCACGGUAAUGGCAGGCACCCCCCAGUGGGGGUCCAUCAGGCUGCAGGCCGACGCAUCGCUCGGGCCUUGGUGGGGACUUGAAAGGAGUGGGGCGGGAUUGGCGCAGGGCCCCAAAGGCGUCCGAGUUUCGUUCGGGUAUAGGAAUUUUCUGGUGGGGGCAAGCCCAGGAUAACCGUCACGCGCUAUCCCUACUCGAGAAUUCUUCAUCCCCUCCAGAGACUUGAGCAUUCCAUCGCUAGCCACGUUCGCCACGUUCACGAGAGGAGACAGAGAACGUUCAGCGCUCGAUUCGAAUCAGUCGAGCUCUGACGCGCCUUGUGAGAGGUCGAUGUGCUUCUUGAGCGUAGUCGAAUCGGAUUUGGUGAAUUAUCUCAGUUUUUUGGAUUUUCCUUGAACCUUUACAAGUGACUAAGUUUCGAUGAAAUAUCGAAUACUAGUUUUUAUUUCGGAGACACAGUGAUUUCUGGAAACAAGUGAAUUUUUAUUGGAUUACAUUUGUGCAGUGGAUUUUUCACCGACAGUGAAUUUUGUCGGUUUUUUUUAAAUUUUGUGAUUUUGAAAAUUCGGUCAAUAUGGUGACCGGAGUGGGUGCCAGUAUGCCUACCGGUGCUGUUACCGUUGGUGCCACACCAACGGCGCAACAUGUACCCCAGGAAGCAGGACAACCACCUGCACAAACCACCAACACCACCCCCACGACCACCCGGAGAUCUGGGGAGAAUCGACGGAGCAACAAACCAAUCAUGGAAAAGAGACGUCGAGCCCGCAUCAACAAUUGCCUGAACGACUUGAAAUCUCUCAUCCUGGAUGCAAUGAAGAAAGACCCAGCAAGACACUCGAAGCUGGAAAAAGCUGAUAUUUUGGAAAUGACGGUAAAGCACUUGGAGACCCUCCAGAGGCAACAGGUUGCCCUUGCCGCAGCGACGGAUCCCAAUGUUCUCAACAAAUUCCGAGCGGGAUUCACGGAGUGUGCUGGAGAAGUUGGUCGGUUUCCCGGACUUGAGGCUUCUGUCAAAAGACGUCUCAUGGCCCACUUGGCAUCUUGCCUAGGACCUGUCGACAACAACGGAUCGACUGCCCAAACCACAACAACCACGACGACGACAACCCAACAACCUGUCCAGCCUGCACCUCAAACGACGCAACUCCAAGUGCACAUUCUUCCCCAAGUCGACGCCUCAGCCAGGAUCCAGGUCCAACAGUCAAACGGCAUCUUCUUCACCAACGCGAACGGCGCUGGUCUUCAGUUGGUACCAACGAGGCUCCCCAAUGGAGACAUAGCCCUGGUCCUUCCCGCCGGAGCAAAAGCCACCCCAGUCACCUCACCUGCUGCCUCUCCAGCACCAAGUUCGCCCUUCGUACCAUCCCUCAUUCCAAUCCCAAUUCCCCAGAGGACAGCGAGUACCGCCUCCGCAUCUUCCUCGUCAUCGUCAACCAGUUCCACCUCGACGUCUGCCGGAAGUCCGGUAGCUUUCGAGGCACCGCCUCCAGCUUUCAGGGCCCGGUCCCCUGCUUACACGACCAGUCAUAGGGAUGUGGCCACCUCUCCAGCCAAUGGAUACACCAGUGAUCCAGAGUUCGACCCCAGGGUUUACAGUCCACCUCUUCAGAAACCUUUGGCUCUGGUCAUGAGGAAGAGCGUGAUGCCAGAAAUCGAAGAUAAGCCGUGGAGACCAUGGUAGAUUCUCCUCCUCGGUUGUGGAAGAUUUCAGUUGUUUGACAAUUUGGAAUGCAAGAAGGGUUACCAACUUUUGUGUUAGAAGAAAAGACUAUAAGCUUUUGUUAAGCGUUUAAAGGGGAUUCUUCCUCUGGCCAGUAGCGCCUUGGAAUCAGUGCCUUGUAUAUUUUUAUUGUAUUUAUAUUGAUAAAAGUUUCCAUUUUGAUGGUGAUAUUGUAUAUUUUGUCUCAGUGAUAUUUUGUCUACUUAAUUCUUAAGUCAGAUCUUCUCCGAUGUUAAAGGUUUGAUAAAUAUUCUCUCCAUUUUU
This is a messenger RNA of Belonocnema kinseyi, 2170 nucleotides long. RefSeq names its product protein hairy (gene hry). Gene Ontology annotation, molecular function: protein dimerization activity; RNA polymerase II cis-regulatory region sequence-specific DNA binding; DNA-binding transcription factor activity, RNA polymerase II-specific. The record is from RefSeq and is a predicted model, not a curated record. Gene Ontology annotation, cellular component: nucleus. The coding region runs from base 758 to 1867 and encodes 369 amino acids. The transcript has 4 exons. Gene Ontology annotation, biological process: regulation of transcription by RNA polymerase II; regulation of neurogenesis; anterior/posterior pattern specification. NCBI's taxonomy places the organism in Eukaryota, Metazoa, Arthropoda, Insecta, Hymenoptera, Cynipidae.